AUGGCGCCAUCAGGCGCCGCCAAGAAGCCGUACUGGGGCUGCAGCAAGUGCGGCUUCGCGACGAACUGGGCGAACAACCCGAAGUGCCACCAGUGCGGCAACGGCGCGCCCUACAAGGUGCUCGCGCGGCUGGCUGGCGCUUGCGACGACGACGGCGCCGUUGGCGCCUCAGGGGCGAAGCCCAAGCCGAAGGCGAGGGCGAAGGCUGCCGCCGCCGGCGCCUCUGGCGAGGCGAAGCUGCGGCAGCAGCUGGACGCCGCCAACCGCAAGCAUGCCCAGGACCUCCAGAAGCUCAAAGGCGAGUUGGAGCAGCUGCGGAAGGACCGGGCUGCCGGCGACCAUCGUGCGGAGCCCGCACCUGGCGGCAUGGACGUCGACGGCGACAAUGAGAAGGGCAAGGCAGUCGCCUUGGCCCGCGACCGGCUCAAGAAGGCGCAGAAUAUGCCGCUGGAGUUGCGCGACUUGGUCGCCGGGGGCUACGACGCCUGCAUCGCGAAACUCCAGGACGACCUCGCUGCUGCGCAGGCGGCGCGGCGGGCAGCCAAUCCUCUCAGCAAGCAGCUGGAGGUGGCGGAGGCCCACAAGACGCGCAUGGCCAAGAAGCUUGCUGAAGCCCAGUCGGCUCUGCAGGCUCGGGAGGCUGAGCGCGAGGAGCUGGACAAGAAGAUCCAGUCGCAGCAUGCGGCGGUUGCCGAAGCCGAGGCCGCAGCGGCCAAGGCCACUGCGGAGGUCGCCGCCCUGGCGGCCCAGUACGCCUCGGAGCGUGCGCCCGCCGGUGCAGCCGCGCCCGCACCUGCUGAGCCGGCCGCCGUGCGGCUCCCGGCCGCAGCCCCGGCCGGCUACGUCGCCGUCGCGUACGCGGAGGAGAAGUGGCGUGAGCGCGAAGCUCACUUUGAGCAGCAGCUUGCACACCUCCAGGCGCUGGUGGCCGCUCAGGCCGCUGAGAGCGCCAGCGCCGCCUCGGAGGGGGCACCCAGCGUCGUGGCCGACGACCUCGCCUCCGUCGACGACCUGGCGGGCGACGACGACAAAUGGAGCCAGGUCUGCCGCGCCAAGCGGAAAGCGCUCCUCCGCCGGGAGCGUGAUGCCUUGGCCGGCAAGAUCCGGACGGGUCUGGGCAAGGUGUCCACCGUCGCGUCGCCCUUCGUCAAGAAGCUGCGGCGCAUGGCGCCCAAGCCGCGGGGCGGGCUGCUGCCAAGGAGCUUCCGUGUGCGGCCGAUGCGGGCGGAGGAUCGGACACGGGGUCGGUUGGGACCGACGGGCCUGGCGCGGGCCAAGGUGCAGCCAGGAGCGCAGUUGCGGCCCCCUGGCGGCCUUGCGCGGGCCGUGAGCGGGGGGAUUCAGACCCCUGUCGUCACAGCUCACGGCCCCGCCGGGGACGCGGCUGCCACGAAGCCGCCGCUGGGGCUGUCGCCGAGGCCGCCCGAGGCGCCAGCGGCAGUCGGCGACGGCGGCUAUGUCACCCUGUCCGGGGCCUCCGCCGGGGCCUCCGGGGCCGUCCCCGGGGCCCCUGGGGCCGCCGCCCGGGCCUCCUUGACCACCUCGGGUUCCCGCCCCGGGCUCGCGUCCACGCAGCCGCCGCUGGGGCCGCCGCCGAGGCCGCCCAGAGCGCCGGGGUCGCCGCUGCGGCCGGCCGCAGGGCUGCUGGCCAGGCUGACGAGGGGCUUCUGGACGCGGCCGAGUGCGGGUUGCCGGACCGCGCCCCCGGCAACCGCCCUUGCCAGGACAAGGUUGUUGCGCCUCAUCCUCUUCUUCGCGGCCGUCGUCCGCAUUGGCGAGGCCGCUCACCCUGGCCCGACCCUCCAGGGCAUCGGUGAUGAGGAGUGGGAUUUUGAUGCGGUCGUCGAGGAGGCGAUCUCCGCCCCCGCGGACGUCCUGGACCCCUUCCCUGAGCCUCCAGACGGCCCGGUUGCCGCCCAUGUGCUCGAGGGCGCCGUCCCUGUCUUCGACGCGCCCUUCAUAGCCAGCCAGCUUACCGCAUGGCGACAGGCGGAGCAGAUGAUGAGUAUUGGUCCGCCACCUCGUGCGGUUCAGCGGGAGCGCCGCGGACGUCCUGCUGAUCUCCGUGAUGCCGACUUCGGCCCCGAAGCCGUCACGGUUCCGGCUGCUCAGUUCUGCGGCUCCCACCCCGGCUUCUACUAUGGCACCUCCGGGGGCACUCUCGGCUAUCAUCGGGAUCGUGGUGGUCCCCUCCAGCCGCCGCCUGCUGCUGCAGCCGCUGGCAGGCCGCCAGAGUCGGAAGUGCGCACGCCCUCACUGGCGGCCUUGAUUGACUGGCAGCCGCAGGUCGGCAUUGAGGACACGCAUCUCCGUGCCCGCGGGGCGUGGACCAUCGAUACGGCCAAUGCGAAUUGUUGGGACACGUGCCUCAACAAGGUCAUCCAUCGGACGUCCGCCGACGUGCUGUUAGUCCAGGAGCAUAAAAUCCACACCGAGCUCAGGCUGGAGUCUGCCCGCCGGGCUGCGCAGACAGCUGGCUGGAGGUCGCAUCUCGACCUUGCGCACUCCACUGCUUUAGAUCGCGCUUCCGGCGGAGUUGGUGUUCUCUGCCGUCGGCGCGUCGGGCUGCACCCGCACGCUGGCCUCGUCGCCGACGGCAUGCAGCAUCGGUUGCAGGCGGCCUGGCUGGGAGCUGUCAUGAAAGGCGGCCUCCACCUCUGCAGCAUCUGGCUCUUCCACAGCCAGGGCGUCUCGGAGGCCAACCUGCACGUCCUCGCGGAGGCUGCUGCGCUGCUCGGGGCGCUGUCGGGGCCGUGGGUCAUCGCGGGGGACUGGAACAUCACGCCGGAGAUGCUCACGGCGACCGGCUGGCUUGACAUCGUCAAGGGUCGCAUUAUCUCGCCAGCGACUCCUACGUGCAACGGAUCCACUUACGACUUCUUCGUCGUCAGUCGCUGCAUCGCUCAUGCUGUCCUCGGGGUCAGCCGGAUCGACGACGGAGGGUUCACCCCGCAUUUCCCCACCAGGUUGUAUUUGGCUGGCGAUGCUCGCCGCAAGGCGGUCCGCAGACUAGUGCGACCUCGCCGCAUUGACGGGGAGCUCCCUCAUGGGCCUCUGCCGGAUCCUCCACCUGACACGUGGGAGUGCGGCGAGAUUGUCAACUUUACGCAGCUCGAGGCCGCCAUCGACAGCUGGCACCGCGCAGCACGCGGUACUUUCAGCUUGCUCACCAGCGUGCCUGCCCCGUGGUUCCGACCGCGGUUCCGCUGGGAGCCCGCCGCUGGCCGGCCUGCUCACAGACACGCUGGCGCUUCCGCCAUCGCUGUCGCCUGGCGGGGGUGCUCUGCGCAGGCUUUCGAGACCGCUGCCAUCCUCGGACGGUCGCAGCGGGCAGCUUCCGACGAGCUGCUGCUUGCUCGCCAUUGGUCCCGAGUGCUCGCCGCGGCGCAGCGCGCGGCCCACGCCCCCGGCGAGGUGCCUGAGGCCAUGCGCGCUUGGGCGGCGGCUUUCGGCCACGCGCGCUGCUCCCGUGGCCUCACCGCCCUGCGGUCCCUGGCUGCUCAGGCUGCUCUGCAUGCCCAGCGGAUCGAGGGAGCAGUGUCGAGGGCGCGCCUGGCCAGCUACCGUGACGCCCUUGCUGCCCCUGGCUGCCCCCGCGCGCCUCGUGCGUCGGCGUGCGCCCCAGGACGCCUCGCGUUCCGAUAUGUCCGUGGCGUCGGCGGCUGGGCGCGAUCCCCUGUAGGGGACUCCCGGUGCGAGGACGAUGUCCCUGAUUCGGACCCGCUGGAGCACGAGUGCGCCGAGGGGCGGAUCGAGGAGCUGAUGGAUAGCCGCGGACGCGCCGCCGUGGCACCCCUUUCCGAGCAGUCCGCGCUCGACCGCGAGGCCGAGGGCUGGGCUGAGCAGUGGGCGAUCCAGGAGGAGUACCAUGAGCCGCGCUUUCCCGAGCACUUGAUUUCGCAGCCCCAGCCGAUCACCUUGUGGAGCCUGGACCAGGCCAUUGCCUCUUUUCCGGUCGGCACGGGCCUCGGAGCUGACCACCUAGCGCCGCGGGCCCUCCAGCGCCUCCCCAUUGCGGCCCGCAUCAUGCUCAUCCACAUUUUGCUUGCUGCUGAGCGGCUCGGCGGGUGGACAUCCGCAUGCAACCUGGUGCUGAUCGUGCUGUUGCCCAAGCCUGACGGCGGCCUUCGGCCCAUAGGCUUGUUUCCCACUCUCAUCCGAGUGUGGAUGCGCACGCGGGCCCACGUGGCCCGGGCCUGGGAAGCAGCGCACGCCCUUCCAUCGGUGUUCGGCAGUGCUGGACGCGGCGCGCAGCGCGCGGCCUGGGCCGCAGCGUUUGCAGCCGAGGCGUCGGCCGCCUCCGCGCGCCACCACGUCGCCUCCCUCCUUGAUCUCGUCAAGGCGUUCGAGCGGGUGCCGCGCCACCUCGUUGCCGCGGCCGCGGCGCGAUUGAACUUCAAUUUGGUCAUCUUGCGGUUGUCGUUGGCGGCUUACCGCUUGGCUCGGGCCAUCGGCGUGGAGGGCACAUUUUCGUGCUUGCCCGUCGCCACUCGCGGCAUUACAGCCGGCUCCAGCUUCGCCACGCUGGAGCUCCAGAUGCUGUUGCAUGAGUCCAUGCUCAUUGCUACGAGGCGGUGGCCUUUGCUACGUAUGUACCUGUACGUCGACGACCUCACCAUCACUGCCAGCGGCUUCACCGAGGAGGCCUUGUUCGCCGUGGCGCGCGGCACGGAUUUCUUCGUGGGCAUGUUCGAGCGCUGCCUCAAGCUCACGGUGUCGACCACGAAGUCGUUCGCGGUCGCCUCGAAGCCCAGAUUGGCGGCAAAGCUGGCCAGCCUGACCCGACAGCGGCUUCUGGUGCCGAAGCGCAGUGUCAAGCUGCUGGGCACCCCUUUCGCCGCAGGUCGCACUCGUUCUGUUGGCGUCCUCAAGUGCCGCCUCAAAGAGUUCCGGAGGCGCAUUCCCCGGGUGCACGCCCUGCGCCGCCAGCGAGUGGAUGUCACCCGCGUGGUCAAAGCGAUGGGCGGCCCCAGCAUGCUCUACGGCAUUGACAUCGUUGGAGCCUCCAACACGCACCUCCACAGAGUCAGGGUCGCCGCACUCUGCGCAGCCUUGCCCCCGGGGGCGAGCCGCCAGGUGGACGUCGGCUUCGCCGUGCUGGAUGCCGGAGGCGCCGCGUUGGACCCAGCGUACGCCGCGCACGCCACGCCGUUACGACACUGGGGGUUGGCUUAUUGGCAGGAGUGGGCCCCGGCGCUGGACCUCGACUGCGUCUUCGAGGCGUCGCGGGAUCGGCUGGCCGUGAUCGCGGCGAGCGGCAGAUCACCGUGGGCCGCCGUUGCUGGCCCAGCGGCUGCUGUCAUUGCCACGGCCUGGCGACUCGGGUGGCGGCGCCCCUCUCCAAGACGCUUUUUGGAUGACUUGGGGGGGCCUGUGGAUUUCAUCCUCAUGUCGCCUGCCAUGGUGGCGGCCGCUGUGCACAGAUCUGUCGACAGGUGGCGCACCAAGCGCGUGGUCUCCGAGCUGCCCACCAUCGUCGACGGCCCGCCGGAUUUGCCGACCGCCCAGGGCGCCGACUCGUUCACGGUCCUCGUGGAGCGCCCCAUUGCGCGCCUCCUGAAGGGCCAGGGGCGGCCGCACCGCACCGUUCCGCAGUGGUCCCAGCAGUGCCGGUCGAUGCUGCUCUCCGCAGCUACCGGCGGCCAGUGGCCCCAGGUCCGCAUUGCCCGGUUGCGGGGUGCCGAUGGCGUCGAGGAUAGGAACUGCCAGCUUUGCGGCGCGGCGCUGGGCACGCUCUUGCACCGCCGCGUCUGCGAGGCGACGGUGCCGCCAGAUGGGUGGCCGCGCCCCCCGGAAGCGUGCCAGGGCUUCCUCUCCACGCUCUCGGAGGCCCGGGCCGCGCUCCUUCGCGCGCGCGGUUUCCUGGCGCUUCGUCUGCCGCGCCCUGUGGCACAGGACGAGGUCGCCGUUCGCUGGUUCACGACGCCGCCGGACGCAACCCGUGACGACCUAAUCUGGUACACUGAUGGGUCCAUGAAGUUCGGGCCGCUAUGGGAGCUCCGCCGGACUGGAGUUGGAAUCGCGGUCGUUUCCGAUCGUGGGGACCUCGUGGGCUUCGGCAGCGCUGUGCCUCCUCCCUGGAUUCGCGCAGCGGCGGCGGCGGAGCUGUGGGCCGUUUCGCUUGUGCUCGCCAUUGCCCUGGUGCCGCCCCGCAUCCGCACCGACUGCCAGUCCAUCCUCGCGGUCGCUGCGGCUGGCACGGCGUGCGCUGCCAAGCCCACGCGCUUGCUUGCGCAGGUCUGGUCGCGCGUGGCUACGCUGUUGGACGGCGACGUGUCGGAGCUGGUCACGUCCGGCCGGCUGACGUGGAUGCCAGCGCACGGCACUCCGGCCAGCAUCGGCGCAGCUAUGCGGUCCGACGGCGGCGUCGUUACCGCGGUGGACUGGCGUGCAAAUCGCUUGGUGGAUGCCGUCGCCAAGGCUGCUGCGGGGUGCCCGCCGGAGUGUGAUGCGGGCGCCCGGCUCCUCCGGGAGGCUGAGCUCCUCGUGGCACACGAGGGCGCGGUCCUGGGGGCUGUCACCCACGCCGCGAACCACCACAUUCGCGAGCUGGUCGGGCCUGGCGGCGCCAUCCGGCGCGUCACGGUGCGUGACGCGGCUGCCGUCCGGCGCCCGCGGGCGCUGGCGCGCCCGCCGCGGCACGCGCCGCCGGCACCGCAGCUGCCCGCGGGGGCGCCGCCCCCGCCCGCGGCGCUGCUGCCUGCCGCGGCCGCCGGCCGCCCGCGCGCGUUGGGGGCACGGCGCGCGGCGCAGGCCACAGCAGCUCGCGCGGCCUCUGCUGCGCGCGCCGCCGCUGCCGACGCGGCCACGCGGGCCAUCUGCGAGGCGCGAGCGGCCGCGGCACGGCCGUCCUCGGCGCCGCCGCCGGCCGAGCGGCUGGCUGCUCUCCGGGCGCGUGUCCUCGCCCGCCUCGGGCAGGGCGCCGCGGCCUAG
Prorocentrum cordatum is the source of this 6933-nucleotide messenger RNA. NCBI's taxonomy places the organism in Eukaryota, Dinophyceae, Prorocentrales, Prorocentraceae. The record is from the annotation of a GenBank genome assembly.